CCUCUCAAAGUUUUCUAGUUGUUUAUCGACUGCCAUUAUACUUAUCCGUUUUUAUAGUUCGCCUCAGUAAUAGAUAUUAAAAAGGAGUAUAUUUUAGAAUGGAAAGUCGAGUAAUUGUGGGCCAAAUUAUCCACUGCAUAAAUCUUAACACCUUAGCAGUGAUCGAUAACGGUUUUGUUAUCGUAGGACGUGACGGAAAGAUUAAAGCAAUUGGAAAUGUCUCCGAUUUGGAGUUAGUCAAAAAACAACUCAAUCUUACUGGAUAUGAAACAACUACAUUGAAAAAAACCCAAUUACUUCUUCCCGGUUUCAUAGACACUCAUAUUCACGCACCACAGUAUCCUAAUGCAGGAUUAGGGUACGAUAAGCCUCUACUUGAAUGGCUAGACACCUACACUUACAAGUUAGAAAAACAGUACAAAGAUUUGGAACUUAGCAAAAAAGUUUAUGAUGCUGUUGUGAGAAAAACUUUAGACUACGGUACCACUACUGCAUGUUAUUUUGCUUCAUUAUAUGAUGAUAGCUCUUUGAUUUUGGCUAAUUCUGUGACCAAGUAUGGACAAAGAGCUUUUGUUGGAAAAGUGAAUAUGACUAAACUUGCACCUUCGGAUUAUAUUGAAACAGCACAAGAAUCGAUUGACAACACUUUGAAAUUUAUUAAAAAUGUUAGGGCUAUUGGUAACCCUUUAGUUCAACCGAUUAUUACUCCAAGAUUUGCAUUAAGUGUCGAUAUGGACCUCAUGAAAAAAUUAAGUGACAUUGCAAAGGAAUACAAUCUUAACAUUCAAUCACAUAUUUCUGAAAAUAAAGACGAGGUAAAAAUGGUACACGAAUCGUAUAAGGAUUCAUACGCCAGUGUUUAUCAUACUGCUAAGCUUUUAACAACAAAGACAGUUUUAGCUCACGGUAUUUAUUUGAGUGAAGAUGAAAUGAAACUACUUAAUAAAACCGGGACUUCAAUUUCCCAUUGUCCUGAAUCAAAUGUUUACUUAGGAUCGGGAAUUUGCAAUGUUAGAAAAUUAUGGGAGCUUGGGAUUAACGUUGCUUUGGGAACUGACGUAUCUGGAGGAGCAUCACCUUCAAUUAUAAAUGCCAUGAGAUCUGCUAUUAGUGCGUCUACAAAUCUUUCAUUUAUGAAAUCGGAAUACAAUAAAAAACUCACUUAUGUUGAUGCUUUUUAUAUGGCAACAUUAGGUGGAGCUAAAGCUUUGGCUUUAGAUAGCGAAAUCGGUAAUUUUGAAGUUACGAAAAGUUUUGAUGCGAUUAUCGUUGAUUUAAACGUCGAACAUGCUUCAGCGGAUUUAUUAUCUAAAUGUACUCCACAAGAAUUAUUACAAAAGUUGGUGUUUUUGGGCGACGACAGAAAUGUCAUAAAAGUCUUUGUUAAUGGAAAAAUUGUUAAAGAAACUAAAGAUAGUGCUCAAUGAACCCUGUAUUAUAAGAUGCUUUGUACAUAUGAUUUGUUGAACCUAACAUUUAUAACACAAUAUAGAAUUCUGCACAGUU
Messenger RNA from Tribolium madens (black flour beetle), 1506 nucleotides. Its product is annotated as guanine deaminase. Gene Ontology annotation, cellular component: cytosol. The transcript is spliced from 7 exons. The record is from RefSeq and is a predicted model, not a curated record. Gene Ontology annotation, molecular function: guanine deaminase activity; zinc ion binding. Lineage: Eukaryota; Metazoa; Arthropoda; Insecta; Coleoptera; Tenebrionidae. Gene Ontology annotation, biological process: guanine catabolic process. Bases 99 to 1427 code for a protein of 442 amino acids.